This is a messenger RNA of Fusarium sp. VM40, 612 nucleotides long. NCBI's taxonomy places the organism in Eukaryota, Fungi, Ascomycota, Sordariomycetes, Hypocreales, Nectriaceae. The record is from the annotation of a GenBank genome assembly.
AUGCGUCGUAACCCAAUAGCCUUCAAUCGGCGUCCUAGCCUCCAUAUUCGAACCCCACGUCUCAACCCCGCGUGUACUCGCGCCGAGUCAAGCCAAGCAUCCCGCAUCGACCGCAUCACAUCCAAGCUUCCCCGUCGGUUACAGAAAUACACCAGCCGUUUACGCAAUGCGCCUGUCUCGCAUGUCGUCUCAUUUCUGAUCUUGCACGAGAUCACAGCCAUUGUCCCUGUGCUGGGACUAUUUGGUUUUUUUCACUACACAAAUUACGUACCUGUAGACUACGUAACAGGUCAUUUUGGAAGCUAUGUGGAAGAUGGUGUUAGCAGGUUUGGGAGAUAUUUCAAACGAAAAGGCUGGUUUGGGUUUGACAAGAACGAUGAAGGCGAGACAGCCUCAAGUAUAGCUACGACACAUCCCGACUCCAAAGCCGAAGAUGCAGUCGAGCGUUGGCAGAGUGGAGAUGGACGAUACAAAGUGCUUAUGGAAGUUGCUCUUGCAUACGCAAUUACCAAAGCUUUACUGCCAGUCCGUAUCAUUGGCAGUGUCUGGGCUACACCGUGGUUUGCUGGUGUACUUAUGAGAGCCAAAGGAGCAUUCACGCGCAAAUCUUAA